GGAACGUGUUGUUGCCGUCGUCGUCGUCGCCGUCUCGUCGCCGGCUCCCGCCAGUCGAGUCGCGUCCGCCGAGGUGUGAACGUGGUUUCUUUGUCGUGAUCGUUUCAUCGAUUGAUCCUCCGCGAUCUGCGCCACCCGCCCGAGCGCUACCCUUACCUCGAGGCGAAUAAGAAAAUGGCUUGCAACAGAGCUGCCAAAUCCGGAUUUGCCGCGGAGGCGCAAAGAAAGAUCAAUAGCAAGUACAGCGAGGAACUCGCGCAGGAAUGUCUGGAAUGGAUCAAGACGAUCACCGGCGAAAAUAUAAACACCAGCGGUGACAUGGACAACUUCUACGAGACCCUGAAAGAUGGCAUCUUGCUUUGCAAGCUAGUGAAUGACAUCAAGGAGAACUCAGUGAAGAAAAUUAACAAGACAUCGCUGGCCUUCAAGUGCAUGGAGAAUAUAAACGCCUUUCUCGAGGCUGCGAAGUCAUUAGGUGUUCCACCGCAAGAGACCUUCCAGACUGUAGACCUCUGGGAAAGACAGAAUCUAAAUUCCGUUGUUAUUUGCUUACAAUCUCUCGGGAGGAAGGCGGGUAAUUACGGCAAACCGAGCAUCGGUCCUAAAGAAGCGGAUAAGAAUGUACGUAAUUUUUCGGAGGAACAGCUUAGGGCCGGACAGGGUGUGAUAAGUCUACAAUACGGCAGCAAUAAAGGCGCUAAUCAAAGUGGCAUCAGUUUUGGAAACACCAGACACAUGUAAAACAUCUGCAUUCAUACUGACAGUGAGAGGCAAAAUCCUCUGUUCUCACUUCUCUUUUUUUUCCCGCAACAAGUACUCCUUUAGACGUAGCGUAUCACAUAAUGGAUGUUAACGAGGUCCAAAAUGAAGAUAUAUUAAACAUUAAACGAUAUGUACGAUAUCCUCGCCGCAAUAGAGGAUGAGAGAAGAAACAGAUAUAAGAUAUUUCAAACAAAAAAAGUGAUACAAGAUAACUUAAGGAAAGAAAAGCGAUUUAAUCCUUGGAGGAUUUUUCAGAUUAUACAGCAUUUUUUUAUUAUAAUUCUAAUAUCAUCAAUUGUAUCAUUUCCUCUUUUUAAAUAAUGUUUAGAAAAAGAAUAAGCUAAGUUUUGACAAUCAAUCAACUCAAAUCAAGAUUUAAAAAAGGUAAUCUGGUGAGUUUUGCAAAUUUUUACCAGAUGCAUCAAAGGGUUAAAUCGUAUUUGUUAUAAUACAAACUGUUUAACUUAAUUUUUGUUAUCACUUUUACUUCAAAUCUGUCGCGUAAUAGAAUCGAUAUCAAGUUAUACUUAUGCGAGUAUAUAGAGUAUAUAGGGUGAGCGCUCCGAAAAGUAGAUAAUAUUUUAUAUUCCGUUUCAUGAUUCUAUGACAAUUCAGAGUGAAUCUUUUUUACGUAUAAUAUACAUACGUUAUUAGUAUGUAUCUAUAUAGCUCUACUUCACGACUUACAAUGCGACUGUGUAGUUCUCAGGAUGAAAAGUACACAAACAUUCUUACACAAUACAAAGGAACAAAGUAUAUCGUGUGUUAGCAUUAGCUCGGACAGCCACUAUAGUUGUUGAAUGUUUCAAAGUAUAUUGUACAACGAAGGGAAUCAUCGGCUAGUUGCGCCGUUAUCAUUGCGAUUGAACAAUUCAAAGUUAUAAUCUAAUUAAAGCAUUCUACAAAUUUGUGUUGUACGAGAGAGAUAAUUAUAUAUAAUUAUGUAUUAAGUAUUUUGUACAAAUAUAUAUUGAUUAGAAAAAAAAAAUAAUUUGUCAUAAUAUGCUGAUGAUAUGAGUUAAUAAAUAAUACAUCGAUAAGUGAUUUUUAUAUUAAAUGUUACUUAUGAUGAAGUAUGAUUGUAUAUGUUACACUCAAAUUUUUUUUUACCCUGUAAGUUGGAUCGAUUGAUCUUCUUUUUGGAAUAUAUUUAAUAUACCUCAGG
This is a messenger RNA of Solenopsis invicta (red fire ant), 1927 nucleotides long. RefSeq names its product myophilin (gene Chd64). Lineage: Eukaryota; Metazoa; Arthropoda; Insecta; Hymenoptera; Formicidae. Gene Ontology annotation, molecular function: protein binding. The record is from RefSeq and is a predicted model, not a curated record. The coding region runs from base 175 to 741 and encodes 188 amino acids. The transcript is spliced from 4 exons.